Molecule: messenger RNA, 2885 nt
Organism: Physcomitrium patens
Lineage: Eukaryota; Viridiplantae; Streptophyta; Bryopsida; Funariales; Funariaceae
Product: calcium-dependent protein kinase 4
Biological process (GO): protein phosphorylation
Molecular function (GO): ATP binding; calcium ion binding; protein kinase activity
Source: RefSeq, a predicted model, not a curated record
GGUGGUCGAGGCAUGAGGGAGGUGGCGUGGAAUUCUUGCACUGAUGAGAUGGGAGGGAUUUUCUUCUGUAGAAGAUCUUUGUUGCCCACCAGAUUGGCUUUUCUCGCCCGCGCUUGCUGCCCUCCUGUCUGCAUUCCGCACCAGUCGAGUGGUCCUGGUACUGUACGCAGGAUGGCUUUAGUUUAGUACUAUUGUCGAUGCGACAGCUUCUGUACGAGGCCGGGCGUAUAGAUUAGUGCUGACUUUGGAAUUUUGUAGGUGAUUUCAAGGUAAAGGUUGUGACAAAAGGCUUAAUCCGAUGGAUCUCACGGUUGGCUGCAUUGGAUACGGAUUUUGUGUUUGAUCUCAGCGUGGCGAAUGUAAGCGGACAGCUCUAGGUGGUGAAGCUGUGUGAAGUCCUCGUUCUUUCUUGUGUCACGGAGGCGGAACCCGUGCUGCGCAGAGGUGGUGAUUAGCGGUUCGAGAACGGAUUCUAUUCGUGGAUUUGGUGAUCGCUUCUGCCGGGGUGGACUUCAGGUCUAAAGGCGACGCGGUCGGUGUGCGGUCCCGUUACUCGUGAUCCGUUUCGGUGUUUAGUUCCGGAAGUUGUGGAGUUGGGAAGGCUGAUGUGGGGACAUGAGCACUGAAUGGGCAACACAUGUGUAGGGGCAGCUAGCAAGGCCGGCUUCUUCGAGUUCCCUCAGGAAGGAGGCUCGCCCAGUCCCUCGGUCACACCGAAGGGCACGCAGCCAGAGGAGCCGGCAGCGAAACCCAACAACCCCUCGCCAGAGGAGCGGAGGAAAUCCGGGGCGGGCGUUGAGCAGGAGGCGAGAGCAGAGCUUAAGCCCCAGCUGAGCCUGACGAUUCAGGCGCCCGCCGUGAUCCGGAUCGCACCCACAGUGUACCCAUCCGCAGCGAACAGGAGGCAGGAGAACUGCGUGGUGCCAGCCAUGAGGAGAGCAGGGCUGAACCUGAUCCCGGGGCUGAGCUUCACGCACUCGGUGCUGCAGCGGCAGACCGAGAAUCUGAAGGACCUGUACAGGCUGGAGCGGAAGCUCGGGCAGGGGCAGUUCGGGACGACGUACCUGUGCGUGGAGAAGGCGACGGGGAGGGAGUAUGCGUGCAAGUCGAUUGCGAAGCGAAAGCUGAUCUCGCAGGAGGAUGUGGACGACGUGCGGCGGGAGCUGCACAUCAUGCACCAUUUAUCGGGGCACCCGAACAUCGUGACGAUCAAGGGCGCGUACGAGGAUCAGAUGGCGGUGCACCUAGUGAUGGAGCUGUGCGCGGGGGGGGAACUGUUCGACCGGAUCAUCCAGCGAGGGCACUACUCGGAGGCUCAAGCGGCGGAGCUGUGCCGCGUGAUCGUGGGAGUCGUUGAGACGUGCCAUUCGCUGGGCGUGAUGCACAGGGACCUGAAGCCGGAGAAUUUCUUGCUAUCGGACCAGAGCGAAGGCGCGGCGCUGAAAACGACGGACUUCGGUCUAUCGGUAUUCUUCAAGCCUGGCGAGGUGUUCACGGACGUGGUGGGGAGCCCGUACUACGUGGCGCCGGAGGUGCUGAGGAAGCACUACGGACCGGAGGCGGACGUGUGGAGCGCGGGGGUGAUACUGUACAUUCUACUGAGCGGAGUGCCACCGUUCUGGGCGGAGACGGAGCAGGGGAUAUUCGAGCAGGUAUUGAAGGGCGAGCUGGAUUUUGUGUCGGAGCCGUGGCCGUCUAUAUCGGACAGCGCGAAGGACUUGAUCCGGAGGAUGCUGGACCCGAACGCGAAGCGUCGCCUGAAAGCGCAUCAGGUGCUGAGCCACCCGUGGAUUGGCGAGGAGGGUGUGGCUCCGGACAGGCCAAUGGAUCCCGCGGUUCAAUCGCGGCUGAAGCAGUUUUCGGCGAUGAACAAGCUGAAGAAGGUGGCGAUCCGGGUGAUCGCGGAGCUUUUGUCGGAGGAGGAGAUCGCCGGGCUGCGGGAGAUGUUCAAGAUGAUCGACACGGACCACUCGGGCACCAUCACGUUCGAGGAGCUGAAGAGCGGGCUGGAGAGAGUGGGGUCGAACCUGGUAGAGUCGGAGAUCCGGCAGCUGAUGGACGCUGCGGACGUGGACCAGAACGGGACGAUCGACUACGGGGAGUUUCUGGCGGCCACUCUGCACCUGAACAAGAUCGAGCGGGAGGAGAACUUGUUUGCGGCGUUUUCGUGGCUGGACAAGGACAACAGCGGGUAUCUGACGGUGGACGAGCUGCAGCAGGCUUGCAGCAAGUACAACAUGGGGGAGACGUCGAUCGAGGAUCUGAUCCGGGAGGUGGAUCAGGACAACGACGGGCGGAUCGACUACAACGAGUUCGUGACGAUGAUGCGGAAAGGGAACGGUGCAGUGGGUCGGACGACGCUGCGGAACAGCCUGAGCCUUUCGGACGCACUGAUGAACCCACAGUGAGGAGCGGAGGGUGUGGGACGCGAGAUGCCGAGUCAAGUGGACCAGUACUGCAUGGUGGGCGAUGUAUUCCCCUAAGCUUCCAGGAGGCACGCAGCAGGAGCAACAGCAGAGGAAGCGGGAGCCUUGUGCUGGUUGGCCAUGCGUGUGUGGAAGAGAGGACGUUGCGAUGGAUGGUUGUGAAGAGGCUGAGACGAUGGCAAGGUGUGUGGGCUGUCGGGCAACGACGGGAAGGCCGCAGACUGGUAAUGUACAUGAGAUAGUGAUGCGAGUAGUGAGUAGCGACAGAGCAGCGAUUUUGCUGAGAGUAGAGGUGGAUCUAUGGGUGGAUAGGGACGGUCAAGCGGCGAGUGGCUGUUUCUGUUUUGCCUGCUGGGCCGCCGAUCGGUCCUGUUUCUGUAAACGCGUGCCGGUGACUGGCGAUUUUCGAUAUGAUUGCUUUGAACAUUAUCGAACCUUUAUUUUCCGGUUUUACUACCA